CAUAAGUCGCAUGGGUAUAUUUGGAGCAAUAGCCAACAAGACAUUGUAUGGGUCAAAAAUGAUCGAUUUUUCAUUUAUGCCAAAAAUCAUUAGGAUAUUAAGUAAAGAUCAUGUUCCAUGAAAAUAUUUUGUAAAUUUCCUACCGUUAAUAUAUCAAAAAUUUAUUUUUGAGUGGAUAUGCAUUGCUAAGGACUUCAUUUGGACAACUUUAAAGGCGAUUUUCUCUCUCUCUCUCUUUUUUUUUUUUUUUUUUUUUUGCACCCUCAGAUUCCAGAUCUAUCUAUCUAUCUAUCUAUACAUUACGGAGAUUUAACUCUUGAUAAUAUGACUGAGGAAAGGCAGUCAGAAAGCUAAUUCCAUUUAUGCACUCAAGGCACAUUCCUUACAAUGUUAUUGAAUACUAUUUGUAACACUGACCUGCAAAUGUGUAUAAUAUGCCAUGGUAUUACGCAAGUACAUACUUGGAUUGAAAUGUUAUGUACUGAGAAAAAAAAAAAAAAAAAGUAUCCAUGUUCUCGUCGUCUUUCAAACAGUCAUUUCAACCGCCUUUACCUUGAGUGAACCACUCCUACUUACGCAACGUUUUCAAAUUGAUAUACGAGAAUAUCUACUUUCGAUCACGUGUCUUAGUGCGAGCUAGUGGGAUAGCGCGUCAUCUCGCCUUCCCAAAUUUUUCUUCUGUUCGGAUCCAAAGCAUUCAAUUUGAUCCAACGGAGAACCGAAGGGAAUAAUGUUUAACUCUUUCAAUCUAGGCAACUUCUGCACCCAGUCUCGUAAACAAAGGACUUCCGAGUUUGUAGAGCGAGCGGGCUGCGCCUCAAAAGUCUACCUCCCCAGCACUUAUUACGCCCCAGAAUUUUCUGCUGUUUCUUCGUUUUUACCACAGGCCCAGUCACGGCAAAUCACUUACUCCUAUUCCACUAACUUCACGCAAGUUCCGCCAGUCAGGGAUUUAUCAUACGAGUUGAAUCCGCCGGGUAAGUGGCACCACAGAGGGAACUAUUCAUCUUGUUUUGCGGAGGAGGACAGAGAUUGCCUUUCGCCGUCAGCCACCAUGACAGAAAUGUUUAUGAAGAACGAAAAUGUCUACAGUCACCACCACUAUCACCACCACCCGGGUAACCAUUCCAGCACUGGCUUUUACUCCAGCAUUGGAAAGCCCAACGUUUUUCCGCAAAGUUUUGGUCGUUUUUUUGACUGUUCCCAUAGCGGACCAGAUGGUGGAUUGGAAGAUAACUGUUUGCAGAAAGGCUCUGGAAAGCCUGAGUCCGCUUCUCAAGUCCUCCGCAGUGCUGUAGAUGUAGAGAAAGAGCAAGAGAGCGACAAAAACACAACCUCGGGUUCUUUUGAAACCUCUUCGGGGACAAAAAACGACAACCAAACCAAAUCCGCUACCCUACGAAUGAGGAAGAAGCGAUGUCCAUACACCAAGUUUCAGAUCCGAGAACUCGAGCGAGAAUUCUUCUUUAAUGUUUACAUCAACAAAGAGAAGCGGCUUCAGCUCUCCAGAAUAUUAAACCUUACUGACCGACAGGUCAAAAUUUGGUUCCAGAACAGAAGGAUGAAGGAAAAGAAGUUAAGCCGAGAUCACCUGCAAUAUUUCUCUGGAAACCCCCUAUUGUGAACUGUGAACUUUUCUUCGAGGGACAAAAUGUGACUUUUGAAAGGAAACGGAACCGAUCAUUUGGUUUUCUUAUGUGUAGCCUACUACAGUGAAUGUUUCUCCGAGAUAGACUGGUGUGCAAAUAGAAACGAACAUUUGCAUUAACUCGGAGACAAAGAAAAAGCAUGUUUCGUUAUUUUGUAGUAUAUUUCAAUGUGAUUGUAAGAUAAUACACCAAAUAGCAACAGUACUCAUUAUUAUUAUUACGUUGCUGCUGCCGGCUCUGCUUCGUCAGGAUGUUGAACAACUGCAGUAUUUAAUGUCUCUUAACACCAUUGUAUUGAUUGCGUUUCCCAAGCUAAAUAUUUGAAAAAAUAUAGGCUAACGAAAAUAAAUAAUCUCUAAUACUCGCAUAAUGUUCAAACUCGUAUGUUAAAACAGUCCAGUACAUUACAAUCAGAUAUGAAUAUGAAUGACUAAGAAUGUUGUUUUUCGAUAAUUCAAGGUAAGAAUGAUCGGAUUGUCCUAUUUAAACAAUACAUAAACAAUAAUUUGUUAUAGGCUAUUUGUUGGUAACUCUUGUGAAAAAGAAAUGCGCCUAAUUGUAUUGAAUGUGCAUUUGUACUUCAAAUAUUAAAAGUACACUUAAAAAAAAAAAAAAAAAAA
Messenger RNA from Ctenopharyngodon idella (grass carp), 2269 nucleotides. It is a transcript of the gene hoxc11b, whose product is annotated as homeobox C11b. The record is from RefSeq and is a predicted model, not a curated record. Gene Ontology annotation, biological process: anatomical structure development; regulation of transcription by RNA polymerase II. Gene Ontology annotation, cellular component: nucleus. Lineage: Eukaryota; Metazoa; Chordata; Actinopteri; Cypriniformes; Xenocyprididae. Bases 731 to 1624 code for a protein of 297 amino acids. The transcript has 2 exons. Gene Ontology annotation, molecular function: RNA polymerase II cis-regulatory region sequence-specific DNA binding; DNA-binding transcription factor activity, RNA polymerase II-specific.